Tuber aestivum (summer truffle) is the source of this 2864-nucleotide messenger RNA. The record is from the annotation of a GenBank genome assembly. Lineage: Eukaryota; Fungi; Ascomycota; Pezizomycetes; Pezizales; Tuberaceae.
GCCCAGUCACUAUUCAUACCUCGUUCCUGUGAGUCUCUCCUCCAACGAAGCGAGUGAUUUAGUAUGCGCCACAUAUUGUCUAGUGUUACACCCAGCUCAGACUAUACUUUUACCCGCUGAGUCGCACUCCCGUCCAAGCUCUCCCCAACAUCAUCACCUUUUGCCCGCCUACUUGCUUCCCGCCAUACGAACGCCGAAGCCUUAACUAAAUUGGGUUCAGCGCGUCGGCAUUCUGCUCCCCGUUUCCUGCCCAGCCCGCGUACGUGGCUGCUCUCUAGUGCCUGGGACGAGGGACAGCCGCCCUGGUGGGAGCUCGUUCGUUAUUUUCCUGGGCCACCUGGACAUGUUUGACUGAUUAUUUCUCAGUAGUUCUCUGGGUCGUUCGCAGCUUGCCCACAACUGCGAUAUGGCUCCCCUAAAGGGAUUGGCGACGUCGAUAUUAGCGCUUGGACUCUCCUUCCCAUUUGCGCUCGCAGCGCAGGGAUACCCUCCUCCAGUUCGGGACCAGAAAGAGAUCAGAUCCCCACACAAUCCCAAUGUCUACAUUCGCUACAAGAGCCCAACAUCAGAGAUUUGCAGAACAGUGAGCACGAGACAGAAGCAAUUUACAGGCCACAUUCACCUUCCUCCCUUGACAUUGGCACCGGUGCAACAGAAUUACCCAAUAAAUACCUUUUUUUGGUUCGUUGAAGCCCAGGAAAACCCAGAAAGUGCGCCCUUGACAAUAUGGCUCAACGGCGGCCCUGGUAUGUUGUCGUUCUUCUUCUUGUCGGGAUACCCUUUUCUUCUAGGUUUGAGGCUGAAGAUCUCAAUCCGGUGACUUCUAGGUAGCUCUUCUUUGAUCGGUAUGUUCACUGAGCUGGGGCCUUGUGAGGCUGUGCCGGCAAACCGUGAUUCGAUCACCACAAGGGUAAGACCGUUCAGCUGGGACAAAGCAAGCAAUAUGCUGUUCAUUGAUCAAGUUAGUUAUCGCGUUCGCUCCCAAUCGAGAAGGGUAAUCCCAACUAACGUGUACAAUGUAGCCAAACCAAGUAGGUCUUUCCUUUGAUGUUCCUACCAACGGCACACUAGCCCUGCUCGAUCCGAAUGGAACAUACCGACCAAACACCACAGCUCCAACAAAUACCAGACACUACGGCGACCUCGGUUAUACCGACGAGCAAUUUGCAAAUCUAGAAGAAUAUAGUGACAUAAUAAGCAAGAUUGUCCUUCUCAACGGGACCUUUCCCUCGGGAAAUCAGGGGUUUACAGCAAACACGACGGAAAUAUCCGCUAUGUCUGCCUGGCACUUUUUACAAGCCUGGCUGAUUAACUUUCCUCAAUACAACCCGAAUUCCACUGGCAUUAAUCUUUUCGCAGAGAGUUACGGAGGAAAAUACGGGUGAGAUUUCAUGACGUAAGUGAAACCUCUAGAGUGCUAAUAUCUUAUCAGACCAAAAUUCUCGGCCUAUUUCGAGGAGCAGAACGAAAGGCGUGAAACUGGACAGCUUUCGAAGAAUAAUACGGUGGAACUUCACCUUGAAUCUCUUGGGAUAAUUAAUGGCUGCGUGGAUAGCGCCAUCCAAACACCCUGGUAUCCUAGAUAUGCCAACGCAAACCCAUUCGGAAUCAGGGUUAUCAGCGAUAAGGUGCGGGACGCGGCAUUGAACGAUUAUUCUAAACCAGAUGGCUGUCUUGCCAGAAUCCAGCAGUGCAGGUCGCUUCUGAAUGGGUCCGAUCCCCAAAACUUUGGGGAUUCAGAUACUGUCAACAAAGCUUGCGGUAGCGCAGACACGUACUGUAGUUAUAUCCGGGAUGUGUACGCGACUAGCGGCAGGUAGGGUCUCUCAACCUCUCGGCGAAUGAUACUUGCUGACUGCUAUGCUUAAAGGGGGUAUUACGACAUUGCAUCUGAUAGGGGAGAUCCGUUCCCCUACUAUUACUACAAGGAAUAUCUGAACAACGCGACAGUCCAGCAAGCGAUUGGGACGCCGGUAAAUUACACGGAGAGCAAUAGCUACGUUUAUCAAGCGUUCGGCAGCAGUAGGUCACACAUUACCAGGAUUUUUUCCGUCAUAUAUUAUCACACUAGAAUAUAAAACUGAAAGGGGUUACUAGCUGGCGAUUUCGUUCGCGGCGGAGAAGUCGAGGAUAUUGCGUAUCUGCUAGGCAGAGGGGUCAAAGUUUCGCUUAUAUACGGUAUGUGCGACAAACACUCACCCACCACUCUUGACCGAUCAUUUCAGACCAGCUGACGAGUAGGCAAAUCAGGUGAUAGGGAUUACAUUUGCAAUUACAUGGGCGGGGAGGCAGUCAGCCUCGCCAUAGACUACCCCCACAAAGCCGCAUUCCAGGCCGCGGGGUACGAAGAUAUCCGAGUGAACUCGUCCUACGUCGGCGGACAGGUCCGUCAGCACGGAAACUUCUCUUUUGUGAGGGUUUACCAGGCGGGGCACCUGGUCCCUUCAUACCAACCCGAAACAGCAUACAUUAUAUUCGACCGUAUGAUCCGCGGAUUGUCCAUCGCCACGGGCGAUAAAAUCACGCGGUCUGGAUCAAACAUAUAUUCCACAACCGGAUCCCCAAACACCACUACCACAUUGAGGCCCCCAGACCGCUUUCCACCGGUCUGCUUCGUUAGGGAAAUAGAGACAUGUAGCUUGGAUGAGUUUUUUAUGAUCGGAGGGGGGAAGGGCGUGAUAUACAAUGGCGUUCUCCACAAUAGUUCUUCCGAGGGUGGCGGUGGCACACAGAGAGGGGAUGAGAAUGCAACCACCGGGGAUGACGGUGAAGAAGGAGGGGGUUCGGCGUUGGCACUAGGCGCGAGAAAGGCUUCCAUAAUGGCUCUGGCGCUCGCAUUGGCCAUAUGCAUCGGAAGUCUUUGA